Messenger RNA from Rattus rattus (black rat), 846 nucleotides. Its product is annotated as spliceosome-associated protein CWC27 homolog. The record is from RefSeq and is a predicted model, not a curated record. Bases 1 to 492 code for a protein of 163 amino acids. The transcript has 5 exons. NCBI's taxonomy places the organism in Eukaryota, Metazoa, Chordata, Mammalia, Rodentia, Muridae.
AUGGCGCCCGUGCCUACAAGUGAGGAGCUCAGAAAAGAAGCAAGACAAUUAAAGCGGGAACUCUUAGCAGCAAAACAGAAGAAAGAAAGUACCACAAAAGCAGAGAAAGGAAGUGAAGAGGAAGAAGCUGUCCCAGAUGGCCCUGUUGCAGAGUACAGGCGAGAAAAGCAGAAGUAUGAAGCUUUGAGGAAGCAACAGCCCAAGAAGGGAACUUCCCGAGAGGAUCAGACCCUGGCACUGCUGAGCCAGUUUAAAUCUAAGCUCACUCAAGCCAUCACCGAAACACCUGAAAACUGUGCUGAAGCAGAAGUUGAAGAUGACGAAGGCUGGAUGUCCCACGUGCUCCAGUUUGAAGAUAAAACCCGGAAGGUGAAAGACGCAAGCAUGCAGGACUCAGACACGUUUGAGAUCUACGAUCCCCGGAAUCCAGUGAACAAAAGAAGGAGGGAGGAAAGCAAAAAACUGCUGCGAGAGAAAAAGGAAAGGCGGUGAGCGGAGCCGUGAUGCCGGAAGCGGUGGCGCCUCCAGGAAUGUGUCAGGGCCUGUGUUCUGGUGUUCAGAAAAUGGGUAUCUCCUUUUGUAAAUUUGGAAUGAUGUAAGCAAAUGCUUUUGGUUACUGAUAAUUGACCUUUUAUAUUACUAAAUCUGAAAUAAAACCAGUUUCUUUCUAGUUUAAAUGUUAAGUUUGCAGAUUGCAUAGACCUGUCAGUCUAUGCCCCCUACCCUGAGAUGUGUGAAGGAGCCUUGUUCAGAUUUUUAUAAGAGAAACUCACAGAAAGAAUAAGGGAAACUUCCCUGAUACUUUAAUAUAAAAUCAAAAUUAUAAAAUAAAAACAUUAGCAUUGA